CUCGACAUGAAAACGAGAAAGAAAGAAGGCAAUAAUAAAUGGCGGGCUUUCCUGCAGUUUGAAGAAAUAAUAUUUUUUUAAUCGAUGCCUUUUCGGUGGUCGAUAUGUCAGCUGAGGAAGAUACAGAGUUGAGGGACCUUGUUGCACAGUCCUUGGAAGCCAAUGGAGUUCUCAACAAAAUAAGGGCAGAGUUAAGGGCCAGUGUUUUCUUGGCCCUUGAAGAACAAGACUCUCUAAAGAACAGCAAUAUGGUUAAUCACAGACUAAAGAACUUUUUAAGUACCAAGGAAGGUGUCAUGGCAGCAAGUCUGGUUCAAGACUUUCUUUCCUGUUUCCAUUUGGACUUUACGAUGGCUGUUUUUGACCCAGAAACAUCGCAUAAUGGCAAGUUUGAUACAAGAGAUGAGUUGAGCAGAUCGUUAGAUUUAUCACCUUCAUCAAAAGAUACACCUCUCCUGAUUGAGCUUUUGAAUAAGAACAUGCACGAGAAGAAUGGAACAAGAUCAGUUGGAAAGGAGUCUGCAAAGGGAAAAACUGAAGAUAUUCAGCCUGGCUCUCCAAGGUCUCCAAGUAGAAUACCCCAGAGAGUAGGGCAGGAACCAAAAUCUAAAUCUGAAACUUCAGUUGGAGGAGAUACAAAUGACCAUUCUGUUGACCUCAGCUUUAGCAGCAAAGAUAAACCAUCAAAUCAGAGAUCUGAUCUGAGUCGAAAAGCAAACAAAAAGUCACAUUAUGAGGAUGAGGAUGAUGAGUUACUUGCUGAACUUGGGCUUCUAGGUGACAGCAAAAAGAGUUCUACCAAAAGUGGUGGCUGGACCAACUCAGAUAUGAAAAAGAAACCCGUUGAUAAGGAAAACAAUAACAAAAUGGCUCUAGGAUCAUUGCAUGAUGCUCCACCUAUUCCUGGAAUUGGCAAGAAGAAAGAUGAUUCACCACUAGAUUUAAGUUCAUCUGGCAACUGGACUGAUUUGGCAGCUAUUGAAGCAAAGAUAAAUAAACUUGGUUUUGACGUGCCAAAAGAUGAUAAUUAUGGGUAUGAAGAUGACUUUGUAAACUCAAGCUCAAAGAAAAGUGAAGAAGGACUAAGUAUUACAGAAGAAAUUGAAGAGGAUAUUUCAAUUGGAAGUUUUGCUGGAAGUAAAGGUGAUGACAUCUUCACAACUGAUCAAACUGUGUCACAAAUAAGUGCCAAUGAUUUUGAUUAUAGAGAGGACAUUGAACUAUAAAAUGUGUUAAAUAGAGUCAUGCUACUAGUAAGCAUUAUUUAAAUAUUAUUGUUAUGUAUGAUAUUUCAUUUUGUAAAUUUUUAUCUGUCACUGGUAGAAACUUCACUUAAGAUGUCUUUCUGAUGAUGACAAGGAACUUAUGAAA
Messenger RNA from Rhopilema esculentum, 1371 nucleotides. Its product is annotated as centrosomal protein 43. The record is from RefSeq and is a predicted model, not a curated record. Gene Ontology annotation, cellular component: centrosome. Gene Ontology annotation, biological process: microtubule anchoring. NCBI's taxonomy places the organism in Eukaryota, Metazoa, Cnidaria, Scyphozoa, Rhizostomeae, Rhizostomatidae.